UCCUCUUCCUCCACGCCUCCCCGCUCAUCAGGGGCGCUCUCCGGUCACCGCCCAUUCCGAUUUGCCAUCGAGAUCUCACGACGCAACAUCCAUGGGGAGCUCUCCGCUGGCGGCGGCGGGCACGGCGCUGGAGGACCUGCCGGAGGACGCGCUGCUGUGCAUCCUCGCGCUCCUCGCGCCGCCCGACGCCGCCGCCGCCGCCUGCGCCUGCCGCCGCCUCGCCGCCGCCGCGUCCUCCCCGGCGCUCCCGCUCGCCCUCGCGCUCCGCCUCGGCCUGCCCGCCUCCCCGGCGCGCCCGGUCCUCCCGGCCCCGCCCAGCCCCGCCGCCGCGCGCAGGCUCCUCCGCUCGCUCCACCGCCUGCGCCGCCUCCUCGGCCUCUGGCGCCGCCUGCCGUCCUCCGGCUCCGCCUCCCCACAGCCCCACCCACCCGCCCCGUCCCUCGCCGCGUUCGAGUGGGCCCCCGCGCGCGCCGCGCUCGCGGCGUCCCUCCUCGCCCCCUCCGCGCGCGGCGGGGUCGCCAGGUCCCCCUUCGUGACGCUCUCCAUCGCAGACUCAGGGGACACCGUGGCGGAGCUCGGGGACGUGCCCGUCUGCGUCAACUUCGUCGGCAACAACCACAUCGUGGUGGAGCCCGCGGCGGCGGGGGAGGACGACGAGAUCGAGGUGGUGAGCGGGUCCCCGCCGGAGGAGAUGUACGCGCACUUCGCCAACAGGAGGAGCCCCGGGUCCGGGAGGAGGAGGCGCGGAAAGCACGGGAGGAGGGGAGGUCUGAUGGAGGCCGAGCACUUCGUGAGGAUCGCGGAUGCGGAGCCGACACGGGCGCGGCCGCUUCAGGGCCUGUGGAAGGGUAUAUGCGAGGAUAGGACUCUGGAAUUUUACCUUAUCGCCUAUGAUGACAUUGGUGGAGUAACCUGUCGUCGAUUUAGUGAUCCAAGGGGCCAAAACUCUGGCUACUCUCCUGUCUUUUGGACGACAGAUACUACAUUUCUUGAACCACCAUUCUCCGAGCAAGAGCUGGAUAAUUACAGUAGCCGCUAUCACAUCCAAGGUGUGACUUCCAACCAUGCAGAUGCUGAGAACAGGGUUAUCUCUCGGAUAUUGUGCAUCAAUUCCAGUCAUGAUGUGGUUGAUCCUCAACUAUCGACCCCCUUAGAUGAUGCGAGGAGUGUGGAGGGAAGGAUUUGGCUAUAUGAGGAUGGAACCUUCGGGUUUGGAUUUGUUGGCACUAAUUCAGUGAUAGAUCUGAGGCAUGUCUCCUCAGCUGGUUGUGUUCUUGAUACUUAACAUCAAAUUUGGGUCUGGCUGGCACAUAAUUUUUGCCAGCGAACCCCUUGUACAGUACUUUUAGGAAAAUUCAAUAGUUGGUGUUGAGGCAUGUUGCCUCCAGUUGUUGUACUCUUGAUGACAAGUUGCUGAAUACAGGUACCUUCUGGCAUGUAAUUGCUGCUAGAAUACCCAUGUAUCCUGAUACUGAACCAAAACUUGGUCCCUUCUGGCAUGUACUUGUUGCCAGAAUACCAAUGUACAUUAUCAUUUCUUCAUUGAAUCCCAAUAAAUUGCAACUGUUACUUCCUC
Messenger RNA from Panicum hallii, 1576 nucleotides. Its product is annotated as F-box protein At3g12350. The record is from RefSeq and is a predicted model, not a curated record. The transcript has 2 exons. NCBI's taxonomy places the organism in Eukaryota, Viridiplantae, Streptophyta, Magnoliopsida, Poales, Poaceae. Gene Ontology annotation, molecular function: protein binding. The coding region runs from base 92 to 1285 and encodes 397 amino acids.